Messenger RNA from Girardinichthys multiradiatus, 8755 nucleotides. It is a transcript of the gene wnk1a, whose product is annotated as WNK lysine deficient protein kinase 1a. The record is from RefSeq and is a predicted model, not a curated record. Gene Ontology annotation, molecular function: chloride channel inhibitor activity; potassium channel inhibitor activity; ATP binding. The transcript has 29 exons. Gene Ontology annotation, cellular component: cytosol; cytoplasm. Lineage: Eukaryota; Metazoa; Chordata; Actinopteri; Cyprinodontiformes; Goodeidae. Gene Ontology annotation, biological process: monoatomic ion homeostasis; intracellular signal transduction; protein phosphorylation. Bases 591 to 6254 code for a protein of 1887 amino acids.
UAGGCCAUUAGCAAGACCCGCCUAGCUAACGUUACAUGGCUGGGGUAGCAGUGGCGCUUUUUGUCACCGCCUUUUCAACCGACGUUCACACCGGGUGAACGUAUCCGGUGUGGCAUUAAACACUCCGGGAUGGAAACAGGACUUCGAUACGAACAAAGUGGACUGGAGCGCAUUCACACUGUUUGCCCAACCUGCUUUUGCCCACAUUGGGGUGAUUGGAGGCUGUGCACGCUUGGUCCUUACUAGUAAUUCCUUAUGCUUGAAAGAAGCAACACGCGGUGUCUUACAGGAUGGAUGGUGUGGACUUGAAGAGACUUUUGUAUCAACAUCAACGCUCUGCAUUCUGCUGCAGUGUUCAGUCUUUUUCUAUUUUCAAGAGAACACCUCCCAUUUUGCACCCCCAGUCCCUGCACUAUAUAUAUAAAGACAGUCUUUGAGGAAUCAAACGGAAAGCACAAGAUAGAUCUCAAUUUAGCUUUUUCGUUUUUGAAGAGCGGUUCAUACCACCUAGCCAAGCCAGGCAGACAUGGAAGUAAUGUUCUUUUAAUUUUUGUUUACUGUACCCUCUUACUCUAAGCCUGGGUGGUGGGAUGUCGGAAAAGCCAGACGACAAAAUGGUGAAGUUCCUAGUCCCCCCGCAGAGAAGCGGAAACGGCCCCAGUUCUGGUUCAGAUUCGAUGGUGGGUGACUCCCGGCCGGUGGAAAUGAGACGCCGACAUCACACUAUGGAGCGUGAUCGAUGUAACCCCGAGCACCGUUUUUUGCGUCGAAGUGUCAUCAGUGAUUCCAAUGCCACGGCACUCGCCCUUCCUUUACCCAGCAAAAUCCCCAUCCCAUUACCUCCACAGGUUCAACGUCAGGAAUCGGUCCCUCCAGAUCACAAGGCUGCUGGUACUCCUUUACAGAAGGCUGAACCAAGAAACGAUCAAAGUGAGACGUCUGCUGACAGUGGCAGAGAAAAACAACAGGGAAUCGAUAUUGAGGUUGCCAAGGUAGAUGUUUUGUCUUCGGCUCAACAGGCUACUGUUGUCCAAGACGUUAGAGAUGGAGAGAUGUUGGCAGAAGCUUCCACUGCACCAUGCUUAGAGGCACAUUUCCCAAGUCACAGUGAACCUGAGAGCGUCACUGAGGUGAAGGUUUCUCCUGAGAAUGAGGGGGAGGAGGAAGAUAAGGACUCUGCCAGGGCACGAGCUGAGGCAGAGCAAAGAGAGGCUGAGAAAAGAGUGCAGGAUGACAUCGAGGAGGCAGAAACUAAAGCAGUGGGAACAUCACCGGACGGACGAUUCCUAAAGUUUGAUAUCGAAAUCGGACGUGGCUCUUUCAAGACUGUCUACAAAGGCUUGGACACUGAAACCACAGUGGAGGUGGCAUGGUGUGAGUUGCAGGACCGUAAGCUGUCGAAGACAGAGCGGCAGCGCUUUAAGGAGGAGGCGGGGAUGUUAAAGGGACUUCAGCAUCCCAACAUUGUUCGCUUUUAUGACUCCUGGGAGGGACCUUCCAAAGGAAAGAAGUGCAUUGUUCUGGUUACAGAACUGAUGACCUCUGGUACACUCAAAACAUAUCUGAAACGGUUCAAGGUGAUGAAAAUUAAAGUGCUGCGUAGCUGGUGUAGGCAAAUCCUGAAAGGACUCCACUUCCUUCACACUCGGGCUCCUCCGAUCAUCCACAGAGAUCUCAAAUGCGACAACAUUUUUAUCACAGGCCCAACGGGAUCUGUCAAGAUUGGAGACCUGGGACUGGCCACACUGAAGCGAGCAUCCUUCGCCAAGAGUGUUAUAGGUACCCCUGAGUUCAUGGCGCCUGAGAUGUAUGAGGAGAAGUACGACGAGUCAGUGGAUGUUUAUGCCUUUGGAAUGUGCAUGCUGGAGAUGGCCACCUCAGAGUACCCGUACUCAGAGUGCCAGAAUGCUGCACAGAUCUACCGCAGAGUUACCAGCGGGGUGAAGCCGGGCAGCUUCGACAAGGUGGCCAUUCCUGAGGUGAAGGAAAUCAUUGAGGGAUGCAUACGUCAGAACAAGGAUGAGAGGUACUCUAUCAAAGAUCUCCUAAACCAUGCCUUCUUCCAAGAGGAUACAGGUGUGCGCGUGGAGUUGGCUGAAGAGGAUGAUGGGGAGAUGGAGGCGAUCAAGCUCUGGCUGAGAAUUGAAGAUAUAAAGAAACUGAAGGGGAAGUACAAAGACAACGAAGCUAUUGAGUUUUCGUUUGACCUCAACAAAGAUGUCCCUGAAGAUGUGGCUCAGGAAAUGGUUGAAUCUGGUUAUGUUUGUGAAGGAGACCACAAGACCAUUGCAAAGGCCAUAAAGGACAGGGUGUCUCUCAUCUCUCGCAAGAGGGCGCAGAGGCAGCAGGUCAGAGAAGAUCAAGAGAAGAAACGGCUUGAAGAGGAAGUACAGAGCCAUUCACUGCCGCCUCAACAACAAGUGGCCCAGCAGUCCGGUUUGGAGGUGUCUCAGUCGCAGCCAGUGCCACAACCUCUAUCCCAUGUUGCACCUCAACCUACUCAGCACAGCACACAGAUGAGCGGCCAACCAGCAUCUCAGCAGAGCAUUCAGAGCUCAAACUACAGUACUGCUCAGCCCACUAAUCUCACUGGGAUGGCCCAGGGGGUCCCCCAGCCGGUUUAUGUUCCCCAGUCAAGUGCGCAAGUCCAAGUUCCUGUGCAGGGACAGAGCAUCAGUGGCAUCCAGCCAGAGUCUGAAGAGUCUGAGUCUGACCAACAUCUACAGCAGACUGGGGGAGCUGUGGACAUGGGGGACAGAUUACCUGGCUCCUCCACCAUUCCUGAGGCCCUGCCUCCUCAGCCUAAUGUAUCCUACAGUUCUACAAAUCAGCAUCUUCAGCCGCAGGCAUCAUGUUCACAGAUGCAAACUGAUUCAAUGCAGCAGUUGUCAACGGUGCAGGUCGGUCAGUCUGAAGCGGUUCUUAGUGCAUCCACCAACCAGCCGGCCUCAGUGACGCCUCCGCAGUACGGAGUUUACUACCAACCAUCGCCUCCCCCUCAGCAACAGUUGGAAAGCAGCAGCGCGCUGCCUCAAGCUCAGAGUGGAGCUCAGCAGCCACAGCUUUGGGGGAGCGAUCCAAGUCCUCCUAUCAUGUCUCCACCAAUCAACGCAGAGCACCUAUACUUCCUCUAUCAGGCGUCAUGCCUCUCUCUUUUGCAGGGUCCUGUGACUGUUCCUCUUUCAACAUCAGUGGAGCAGCCUGUGGGUUCUUCUGCUUUAGUGCCACCAUCUGGGGAUGGCUGCCUAUCAGAUGCAGCUUCGGGUCUAAGCGACGGGAAUGAAGGGGCUUCUACCUCUGGGGGUCGGCACGAAGGGCGCUCUAUGAAACGACACCAGCGGCGAUCCGUCCGUAGCCGCUCCCGUCACGAGAAGACCGCAAAGGCCAAGCUAAAUGUUCUCAGUAUUUCUAAUGUGGGAGACCGAGUCGCAGAGUGCCAACUGGAAACACACAACCGAAAGAUGGUGACCUUCAGAUUCGAUCUCGAUGGUGAUAAUCCAGAGGAGAUUGCACACAUAAUGGUUGAAAGUGAGUUCAUCUUGGAGAGUGAGCGCGAGUCGUUCAUUGAGCAAGUCCGGGAGGUCAUAGAAAUGGCUGAUGAGAAAGGAGAGAGCAUUAAAGAUGGCUUCCCACAGAUGAGUAAUCAACAAAAGCCUGAGCUUACUGUUCCCAUGGUACCAGGCAUAUCCCCCAGCACCACCACUCAGGUGGUUCAUUCAACAGGACGAAGGUUCAUAGUGAGCCCUGUUCCAGAGUCUCGUCUUAAAGAACAGUUCUUUGGAGCCCCUUCUGCUAAUGCAUCCGUUAGAGAUGAGCCUCCCACUGUUCCCUUGGGCCUUUCGCUGUCUGCUCCAUCUGCGACUCUUCAGCACGCUUUCAGUCAAAUCAAACAGGCUCGAUUGGACAGAAGCAGCACCCUCGAUUCUGCUCCAGCUGAGCAAGAGCCAGUCAUUGUUCAGUCCACGGAUGUUACUAAUAUACCCCAAGCUCCUCCUGAAGCCGUGGCUUCCACCACUAAUGUUGUCGCGUCUACUGGAGCAUCUUCACCUCCUCAUUCAGCAAGAGUUUCACCUCCACCAACAUCUGUCCCAUCCCAAACUGUGAAUAAUGAUUCGAGUCCAUCACCGCAGUCUUCCCAUGAAACGGCUAACUCACAGCAUCCGCCAUCUAGCAGCAUCCCUCCUUCAUCCUCAACCGUUUCUCCUCCGUCAACGCAGACGUCCAUACCUGCAGUACCCGGGUCACAGCCAAGCAGUGUGGCUGCUGGUAGUCCAUCCGUCCCCCUUUCAGAGCGGCAGCCCUUUAAUAGUGCUGUUACAGCCAUUCCUUCUCAGCAUCCACCUCCCACUACAUUAGCCAGUCAGACACAGACCCAGACACAACCACCGGAGUCUGAGGGAGCUGAUGUCCAAUCAAAGACUGGUGGGAGAGAUGACAUCCAAGCCCUAGACAUGAAGCUCCGGUCCCUCUUCAAAGACCCACUCUCUACCUCCUCAAUGUCAUUGGAUCACAGUUCGGGCACCGGCACCUCCUCUCCUCCUACUGGAACUACUUCUCCACCUCCGGGAACCGCCCUGGUUCCUCCAUCUAACCUUCUCCUCACUUCUGCCUCAACCACACCAGUGGGACAUGCACAGCCCCCUCCAUCAAAACCCCGGGCAGAGACUCCACCUACUGAUCUUGAUCAAGCCGCUACGCCUUCCUCUGAACCUGUACACCCAUUUCCUGGACCAAACCAGUCUCAGCAGCCCCAGGGGAAUCUAGAUACCCAGUUAAAGAGAGCUCCAAGUCCUGAAAACGCCCAGGGAAGUGAUGACGUCCAGCCUCCAGCGGCAGGUUUAAUUGUGGGACGUUUUAAAGUCUCUGUUACAGUCGACAGUGCAACCAGCAGUACACCAGAUCCGUCCCUCACUGUGUCUCCUUCGUCCCUCACACCAUCCUCUACUUCCUCCUCCACGCCUUCAAGCCCAGAAAAUACCAUCCACCGGUCAUCCCCUCUGCCUAAAGGACCCAGUGAAGCUGAGGGAACCUCAACUGUCUCUACUGAUUCUGCCAGUCAGCCCACCAAGGUUGGACGCUUCCAGGUGUCCAAGAGCAACGAUGCCUUGUCUGAAACAAGUGCUGCCUCUAAAAUGGGACGAUUUUUAGUCACAGUGACCCCAGCUCCAGUAGCAAACUCUAGUUCACAGCACGGCAGCUGUUUGCUGAAUGGACCAUCAUCCCCAGCCGCUGAUCCUCCAAACCCACGACUUCCUAACAGCAGUGACAAUGAGGGGGACUCUGAAACAGAGGAUGAAGCCCUUCAGAAAGAAAUAAGUCGCCUCAGAGAAAAACACAUGAAGGAGAUUCAGGCUUUACAGGGUCGUCAGAAACAGGAAAUAGAGGCCCUGUACUCUAAAAUGGGAAAAGCUCCCCCUCCAUGUGUCGUCUCUCCUGCUCUGGCCCUGGGUGGAGGUCGGCGUAGGCGCAAAAGCCACAGAUCUCGCAGCAGUGGACAGCCCAAUCCUAUUAAUUCAGGUCAGGGUCAUGGGUCAGAGUCCCCUCUGAAGCAGAGUUUGCCCUCUGCAACAGGAGCUCCAGAAACUGCAGUUAGCACAUCUCUACAACCACUCACAUCCUCUCCAUCCCUGCCAAGCCUCAGCAGUGGUUCCUCUGGAUCAAGUGGAACCAGCUCCUCAAAUAGUUCAGGCCCCUGCCAGAACAUCUCUGCGUCUCAUUCCCAGACGGCUGGAGCUACUCCCUCUCCAUCUCAAACCCAGAAGACCAAGAGCACCUUUUCUGAUGACAUGCACCAGCUGGUGGAUAACUUUGCCAGAGACGCCAAGAAAGGACCUAAAACUGGAACACUGGCAACUGGUGGACUUGACAUCAUCCCUCCAGCGAACAUGGGCCGUAAAUUUUCAGCUCCAGGACACCUCGGCCCGGCACUUCAUGCACCCUCCAACUGUACAACCACCACUAGCACCCAUCUUCCCAACCCAGGCAAUCCCACAGCCCCUCUGGGUCCUCUUAAAGCCUCUCUGGGUCCAGCUACCCAGCCCUUUGGAUAUGCCUCAGCCAACUACAGUGCUUCUCAGUGGGCAGGACCCACAGGCACCUGCCAGGUCAGCAUGCACAACCCUGCACAGCCACUAAAGCAGUACCAGCCCCCUACAACAGUCUCGGUCUCCAUGCAUCAAGGCUACCAAAUGGGACCAACUCAGACCAACCAGACGUCGGUCAGCCACGGAGGGACCAGUUCAAGGCCUACGUAGCCCAGUCAGGGCCCUGCUCUAAGCUGAGACGAUGGGCUGUACAGAGCAGAGAGGCCAGCCAGUUGCUGACUGAGAACCACAGCCUCUCUUUGCAUUCUGCUGGUUAGCCGGCUGUGUAUUGUGCUUUUUAAUUUCAUCUUUUAACAUUGUGUAUUAUUUCUGUUAAAGAGUUUGACCUGUGUGGUUCGAGUCCUCUCAGGUAGAUUUAAGUCUGUCUGACAACUGGUGGGAGAGUGCAAUACACCUCCACAGCACAAAAGCAUCACUCUUAGCCCGCCUUUAGCUGUGGAAGCAAGCUGUGACGAGUCAGGCGGCCGUGUCUGGAAAAGUAACACACACCUAAGGCGUAACCAAAAGCAGCCACAGCUCUUUUGAAAGCAAGAUGCUGCAACGUCGUCAUUUCUUUUUAAGGAGGAAAGCAAGAAGAGGGAUUGUGAGGUAACCUAAUUGAUCUGGGCUUUAGACCAAGCUGUGACUGAAGACUGUGGAGCUUGUUCACAUGAUUGAACAGAAACCUGGCGAAGGAAAGUAGAGGUGUUUCAGCAAGUGAAGGGGAGAGCACGAGUGUACAGAAAGUGUAAAAUGAGAACGGGAAGUCAUAAGACGGUGUAGAGUUCGAGGGAAGACUUAGUAAGUUAGGCAGAGGAACUGAUGGGGCUGCCAUAUGAAUAGAUCCCAGAGACUACUGAGUAAAAUGCAAUAAUGGUGAAGUAGAUGAACAGUCCCUUAUAACUGUGGCCUUAAUCCCCAAACACAUCUAAACAUUGGCUUUGUACAUAGAGAUAAGUUCACUGGGUUAUGAUUCUAUAUUUAACAUAUUUCUGUCUCUGUGAGAGUCUGGUGUCAUUGUGGUUUGAGUUUUCUAUCAUCCAGAGUCACAUAUAAACCAGUGGAUCUGCAACAUGCGAGAACAUCCUGGUGUUGAUCACAUUAGCUAAACUGACAGGGCGGCGCUGCUGGAGAUCCUCAUGUAAGCAGGGUGUUGACCCCCUGACCCCACCCCAAACAUGAAAUUACUCCUCUGACUUCAGCCGAGUUAUGAAUUGCUGAUUAUACGCAUAUCACAUUCAGAUCAGUUUUAUUGGGAUAGUAUUUAAAGUUUUCUGUUGUGUGAACAGGCAGCACGAAGGACACCAAUAAACGGGUCAACCGCAAAGUCGUGUCCCUUAAGAUAUUUGCAUCCAUAACAUUUAACUGUGACCUCUCACCUCCCAAAGUGUCUGGGUUUUUCUUUUCCUCUGUGGUCUGUUUUUGUAAGCGUAUAUUUAAUACAACAGACAAACGUUCUUUAUGGACCUGUAUUCAGCCAUCAGAUUUUGAUGUUGUUUCACUGUAAUUAUUAUUAAAAGGUUGUUAAACAACAUGUAAAGAAAUAUUAAAAAAGUGCAAUUGCAGGGUGGUUGCAGUUAAUAUCGUACUCACCGUGCAGGAGUGAACCUGCUGUUUAUUAAGCUCUUCUGUGACGGCCCUGCACCCAUUUUUCUAUUUGUUCUAUUUUGUUUUUUUGUUUUUGUAAAUAUGCUAGUGAGGUAAAAUGCUUUCACAUAACUUCUCAGUCACAAAAGUUUGCCUGUGGUGACCCACUCUUCAUGCACUCUAACCUGUAAACACGAGGAACACUUUAGUGCCUUGCAUCCUCACUAAUGGUCGGUUCCACUCAUCCAGUCCCUGCAGUUAAACCAGUAUAUGAAGCAAAACACCACUCGGUCAGUUCAGAGCAUGCAACGCUGAAACAGACGCAGAACCAAGAGCACACAGUUAAAAAGUGCAGUUUCUUUUCUCUCUACAUUUACAUUUGUGUUGGUUGUGUAAUCAGCUGUCUUUCUACUUGGCUCGUGGAAACAUGGAUUUUUUGCUGACAUUUUUUUGUGAAUUUAUUACUUAACUUUAUAGAAGCACGUGUUUAAGAGGAGAGUGGGCUGUACAAAGGUUCAGAGGUCCUCCUGCUGACUCAGCUGCUGUCUCACCACCUCGCAGCGGUGCCAUGCUGUUGUUGUGACUCUUUCGCCUGCCUGUAGAUCGAAUUGUUUUAACUUCUCUAGAGAAAAAAAUGACUUCCUGCAAUGCAGGAUAUGCAAUGUUUAAAGUUUUAUAGGGAAUGAGGGGUGUUGGAAACAUUUGCAUGCUGACGAAGUGUUAACUUCAACGUUUUCGGUAUCAGAAUAAGUAUUUCUUUUGUUCAUUUGCUUUCCUGACAGUCGUUAAUAUCACAGACGCAACUUCAGCCUCAGAUUAUCAGCAUGCUCGUUUCACUGGUUGUUUAUUCCUAUAUAUAACAACCAUUUGGCAACAGACCACUGCACAGCACAAGCUCACAAAGGUUAAAAUCCCUGUGCUACCACACACUCACCAGACCCCUCUGUACUGUACUGUUAAAGGCCACCGGCACGCAGUUACACUUUCAUCUGAUCCCUCCUGACUUCCUGUGAUUCUGUGUCUGUUUUGUGUACGUUUUUCCACAUUGUACAAAAUGUAAAAACAAAUAAAAAUAUCAAAUACAA